Messenger RNA from Drosophila elegans, 493 nucleotides. RefSeq lists its product as uncharacterized. Lineage: Eukaryota; Metazoa; Arthropoda; Insecta; Diptera; Drosophilidae. Gene Ontology annotation, biological process: mitochondrial translation. The transcript has 2 exons. Bases 88 to 450 code for a protein of 120 amino acids. Gene Ontology annotation, molecular function: RNA binding. Gene Ontology annotation, cellular component: nucleoplasm; mitochondrial ribosome; mitochondrion. The record is from RefSeq and is a predicted model, not a curated record.
CGAAGGAUGCCGCGGGUCCAGUGUUGAGCAGCGUUCGUGACGUAACCCCAAUCAGCUGUUCGACCAGGAGACUUUGGAAAUUACGAGAUGCGAGUACCCAGUGCCCUGUUCGCCGCCCGUGGCCGAGCGCCGCAAAGCGAGAAGGACGUGCCCUUCCAGGAAAUUCUACCGCUCCGUUUAAAGAACACCGUGAGUGGGAAGGCCGACUCAGGAAAUGAUGUGGCCUGCCUCCAGGAGAUGGGCGUCCUUUUUGCUUGCCUGAAGGACAACGAGUUCGUGGAGAAGUACUGCCACAAAGAGAUCAGCCAGUUUCAAAACUGCUACAAGUGCUACAUGGACCGCAAGUUCGAGGCCAAGAAGACCGUGAAUCAGGGCAUUGUGCAACCCGGAAGCAACCUCAACUACAAACAGCUUAACAAGUAUAUGCGCCGCUACCCAAAUCCCCUCUAGCUUAGAGAUUGAGUCGUUUAAUAAUACACUAUUUACAAAGUAA